UCUAGUUUAACUUUAAAGACGAAGUUAUUAGAAACUAAGCAGACAUUGUGCAUACAUGGAAAGAAACAAUGCUGAAACUUUGCUCUUUUGAGUCUUUUUCCAAGGCGCAUUGCUCGCAGUGAAUGGUAGUUAGAUCACAAAGUUUUUUGAACAAAAAAAAAAAAAAAAAAAAGAUCACAAAGUUUAUAGCAUUAUAAUUGAUUAUUAUCUUAUAUCAGAACUAUUUGGUCACCAGUCUCAUUUAAGAUCUCCAGUAUUACAAUAGUAUUAACAAGAAAAAAAAGAAUCAACAACUUGUCAAUAGCACAGCGCAUACAAUUAACAAACGAAAUUAUUUGAUUUGGCUCUCUCUCUCUCGCUCUCUAAUUAUUUUCUGGAGGCAGUUUUCUCGGAAAAUCAAACAGAGAAGAAGACGAGAAUCUGAAGCUAUUCAUUCGUCCUGCUGCAGCAGCAGCUACUCGCUUCGACUGAUCGAUCCCAGAGUAUGAGGCUUCCUUCCCCAAGUCCCGUUGAGCCGAGGCACCGUUUAUCAAGUCAAACCGAUGAGUCAAGCAAGAGGAGAUCGCUGAGAAACCGCGAUGCUAAAGAUCUCGAGAAGGGAGGAUUACACGGCUCCUUUCAUUAUAGAAACUGGACUGGCAAAUUCUCUACUCUGAAAGUUGUGUUGCUUCUCAUUGUCCUCGGAACUGUGUAUACUCUCUACCGUUCACCAGCAGUACACAUUGCUGAUCAUCCCUCCAAUAAUAACUCUAGUUUCGUCAACAGAUGGAUGAUGGAGUCAAGUGCAAUUGAUCCUCGCUAUGUAUCUACAGCUGAGAUAAACUGGGACCAUAUGUCAGACGUUGUAGAGAAGUUGACUGGAAAAGGCGGGUAUCAAGGAGUUGGCUUUAUAAAUCUUAACGAUGAUGAGAUUGCUCAGUGGAAGGAUCUGAUACCUGACUGUGACCAUGUUGCACUGCACCUGGGACAUAUGGCAAGUAACAUAACUUGGGAGUCCUUAUACCCUGAAUGGAUCGAUGAAGAGGAACAAUUCGAAGUCCCCACUUGCCCUUCCCUUCCUUGGAUUCAAGUUCCUGGAAGGCCUCGGCUUGAUCUUGUCGUCGUCAAGCUUCCGUGUAACAAAGGUGGGAAGUGGUCGAGGGAUGUUGUUAGACUGCACUUGCAACUUGCCGCAGCCCGGGUGGCUGCCUCUUCUAAAGGGCUUCACGAUGUGCAUGUGCUUUUUAUUACUGAUUGCUUUCCCAUUCCUAAUCUUUUUAUUGGAAAGGAGCUUGUUGUCCGUCAAGGAAACCUAUGGCUGUUCAAGCCUAACCUUCACCAGCUGAGGCAAAAGGUGCAGCUGCCUAUUGGUUCCUGUGCACUCACAGUUCCACUUAAAGCUAAAGACACUUUCUACUCAGCAAGUGCAAAGAGAGAAGCAUAUGCCACCAUAUUGCACUCUGCUAAUUUUUAUGUGUGUGGAGCCAUAACAGCGGCACAGAGCAUUCGCAUGGCUGGCUCUACGCGAGACCUGGUGAUACUUGUUGAUGACUCGAUAACUGAGCACCAUAGAAGUGGCCUGGCUGCCGCUGGAUGGAAGAUCUAUUCUAUUCAAAGGAUCAGGAAUCCGAAAGCUGAAGCAGAAGCAUAUAACGAAUGGAACUACAGCAAGUUUCGUCUUUGGCAAUUGACUGAGUACGACAAGAUCAUCUUCAUUGAUGCUGAUAUGCUUAUCCUUAGGAACAUUGACUUCCUCUUUGAGAUGCCUGAGAUAUCUGCUACUGGAAACAACGCGACCCUCUUCAACUCCGGUGUGAUGGUGGUUGAGCCAUCAAACUCCACAUUCCAGCUACUUAUGGAUCACAUUAAUGAGAUCGUGUCGUACAAUGGAGGAGACCAAGGGUACCUUAACGAAGUAUAUACAUGGUGGCAUCGGAUCCCGAAACACAUGAACUUUCUGAAGCAUUUCUGGGAAGGUGAUGAGCCUGAGAUAAAGCAGAUGAAGACGCGUCUCUUUGGAACCGAUCCUCCUAUUCUCUACGUCCUCCAUUACCUUGGUAACAAACCUUGGCUAUGCUUCAGGGACUACGACUGCAACUGGAAUGUCGACAUUCUGCAGGAGUUUGCAAGCGAUGUAGCUCACAAAACCUGGUGGAGAGUGCACGACGCCAUGCCUGAGAACUUGCAGAAAUUCUGCCUGCUGAGAUCAAAACAGAAGGCGCAACUGGAAUGGGACAGGAUGCAAGCUGAGAAAGGAAACUACACAGAUGGACAUUGGAAGAUUAAGAUCAAAGACAAGCGACUAGAGACUUGUUAUGAAGAUUUCUGCUACUGGGAGAGUAUGCUUUGGCACUGGGGUGACAAGAACUGGACUGACAAUUCUACUAACACUUUAUCACCGCCACCAGCACUUAAAACUCCUCUUUCUUCACUGUAAGCUUUGUUAUUUCUUUACCGUAUAGUUUUACUUUUAUGGGUAUACCACAGCCAUAGUUCCGUUAUAGAUGUCGAGUUCCAUACCUUUGAUGGACCCAGUGAAUGUAAUUUGAUGUUGUGCACUGAAGUUCAUGCUUUAAAACAUCACGAGAAUCGAUUACAAUGAGUACCUUCUUCAUAAAGCUUUGUUGAUAUC
Messenger RNA from Brassica rapa (field mustard), 2611 nucleotides. Its product is annotated as putative UDP-glucuronate:xylan alpha-glucuronosyltransferase 3. Lineage: Eukaryota; Viridiplantae; Streptophyta; Magnoliopsida; Brassicales; Brassicaceae. Gene Ontology annotation, molecular function: glycosyltransferase activity. The record is from RefSeq and is a predicted model, not a curated record.